Messenger RNA from Lineus longissimus, 3060 nucleotides. RefSeq lists its product as uncharacterized. Bases 1 to 3060 code for a protein of 1019 amino acids. The record is from RefSeq and is a predicted model, not a curated record. Gene Ontology annotation, biological process: telomere maintenance; DNA repair. The transcript has a single exon. NCBI's taxonomy places the organism in Eukaryota, Metazoa, Nemertea, Pilidiophora, Heteronemertea, Lineidae. Gene Ontology annotation, molecular function: DNA helicase activity.
AUGCACGAACGAGCCCAGGAUGCCAUGUCCUAUGUUAGAGCCUAUGGCCGACCCGACCUCUUCAUAACCUUCACGUGCAACCCCAACUGGCCAGAAAUCAAACAGGAACUGAAAGAACACGAAAAACCUCACGACAGACACGACCUAACCGCACGAGUAUUCCGCCUUAAACACAAGUGCCUCAUGGACCUCAUCGUUAAACACAAGAUCUUCGGCCCUGUUCGCUGCUAUAUAUACACUAUCGAAUGGCAAAAACGGGGCUUGCCACAUGCCCACAUCCUCUGCUGGCUUUACAACAGAAUAUCAUCCAAUGACAUUGACAAAUAUGUUUCUGCAGAACUGCCACACAAAGACCAGGACCCUGUACUAUUUGACAUAAUCAAAAACAAUAUGAUUCAUGGUCCAUGUGGUCCACUCAACCCAUCCAGUCCCUGUAUGAAGGAACGCAAAUGCUGCAAAAAGUAUCCGAAACCCCUCUUGAAAGACACGCAAACAGGACACGACGGAUAUCCUCUGUACAGAAGACGGUCUCCACAGGAUGGCGCAUACACAGCUACACUGAAAGUACGCGGCCACGAACUACAAAUCGACAAUCGCUGGAUUGUACCACAUAAUCCAUUCCUCAGCCGUCUUUUCAAUGCCCACAUCAAUGUGGAAAUCUGCACAUCGAUAAAAAGCAUCAAAUACGUCUGCAAGUACAUCUGCAAAGGUUCUGACAUGGCUGUCUUCCAGAUACAAAGUGACCAACAGCCAAUCAACGAAAUUGAACAGUACCAAAUUGGUAGAUACAUCAGCACCAACGAAGCAAUAUGGCGAAUCCUAGCCUUUCCAAUCCAUGAACGUUACCCACCUGUCAUCCACCUUCAAGUCCACCUUGAAAAUGGCCAACGAGUUUAUUUCAACAACGACACUGCUAAGGAAAGAGCUGCUACCCCGCCAAAGACAACACUCACUGCCUUCUUCGCCCUCUGUCAAAAAGAUGACUUCGCCAGAACGCUUCCUUAUCAGGAGGUCCCCAAGUACUACACUUGGAAUGCACAACAAAAACAAUGGAAGAGACGAGUCCAAGGAACACCAGUAGAGGGCAACGAAGAUGUCCGCUGCGCUCCAGCACUAGGAAGAGUCUACACAGUACACCCCAGUAACGCAGAAUGCUACUACCUUCGUCUUCUUCUUCAUACAGUAACGGAGGCAACCAGCUUCGAAGCACUACGAACAGUAGACCAAGACACAUUUGACACUUAUCGCGACGCAUGCAGACAACGCGGCCUCCUGGAAGACGACCAACAGUGGAACGCCACCAUGGAAGAUGCCGUCCUUUGUCAAUCACCCGCCCAAAUUCGAAAUCUCUUUGCGUUGCUACUGCACCUCUGUGAACUAUCCGACCCCAAAGCGAUAUGGGAUCAACACAAAGAGGCUAUGGCUGAGGACUACCUCCACCAACAACAACAACAACAUCCACAACUUCAGCUUCAAGUGAAUGAUGCCAUAUACAACCUGGUUCUCCAGACAAUAGAGGACAAGCUACAAUCAUUUCCAGGAGGCAGAUCAGUCGACUACUAUGGACUACCCAAAGUACUCAGAGACGAAACGUCUCUGUUCCGGGAGGUUGUGAACGAAACAUCCUACAACCACAGUGAAAUGCAAGAAAUUAUCCAAUCCCGUUCCAACAGCCUCACGCCAGACCAAGCAGCAAUCUUCUCUCAAGUUACCCACUUAACAGACAACAACCUAGGUUGCAUCAUAUUCCUAGACGCCCCAGGUGGUACUGGCAAAACAUACCUUCUCAACCUCAUCCUUGCUCAAGUACGAAUAUCGAAACGAAUAGCACAAGGAGUGGCAUCGUCAGGCAUUGCAGCCACACUCCUCAAAGCAGGACGAACAGCACAUUCCACCUUCAAACUACCACUUAAUCUGCCAGCCAUUGAACACCCGACGUGCAAUAUCCGAAACAAGACAGGUCUUGCUGAACUCCUGAAACAAACCACCCUCAUUGUAUGGGAUGAAUGCACCAUGUCCCACAAAGGAGCAUUUGAAGCCCUCGACACUACACUUCGAGACCUACGCCAAAUCAACAAACCCAUGGAAGGAGUAACUGUCCUGCUUGCUGGGGACUUCAGACAAACUCUACCUAUAGUACGCAGAGGAACCAGGGCUGAUGAAGUCAAAGCUUCAAUUAAAUCAUCGCACCUAUGGAAACAUGUCGAAACGAUGACCUUGAAAACAAACAUGCGUGUUCACUUACACGCUGAUGAGACAGCCAACCAAUUUGCCGAAGCCCUGCUACAAAUCGGAAACGGACAAGUACCACCAGACCCAGUUGACCACCACAUCAUGAUACCAAAGGAAAUAGGUCAGUCAGUGAAUACAGAGGAAGAACUGAUGCUUGCUGUGUUCCCAGACAUCGCCACCAACUACACCAGUCGUAAUUGGUUGUCCGAGAGAGCAAUUUUAGCCCCACGAAAUGAUGCCGUCAGACACCUCAACAACACGCUCCUUCAACGCCUUCCUACCGAAGAGAAACUGUACAAAUCCAUAGACACUGUACCCGACAUCGACCAAACCGUUCAUUACCCAGUCGAAUUCCUCAAUUCACUCCAACCAAGUGGCAUGCCCCCACAUGACCUCAGAUUGAAAGUUGGCUGCCAAAUAAUGCUCCUCCGCAACCUCGAUGCCCCAAGAUUGUGCAACGGGACGCGUCUCAUCGUUUCAAGGCUUCUAAGGAACAUCAUUGAAGCUACCAUUGCCACCGGCGAAUAUGAAGGAUCAACAGUCUUGAUCCCCCGAAUACCGCUCAUUCCAAGUGACUGCCCAUUUCAGUUCAGGCGACUCCAAUUUCCCGUGACACUCUCCUUCGCUAUGACAGUGAAUAAAGCCCAAGGACAAACACUACAAGUCGUUGGACUAUCGUUGUCCACACCAUGCUUCUCCCACGGACAGCUUUAUGUCGCAUGCUCCAGAGUUGGCCAAUCGUCUGCCCUAUACUACCAUGCAAACGGAACAAAAACAAUGAACAUAGUUUAUCCAGAGGUUCUACAAUACCAAGAAACACUAUAUUGA